Messenger RNA from Trypanosoma theileri, 1134 nucleotides. RefSeq names its product calpain cysteine peptidase. The record is from RefSeq and is a predicted model, not a curated record. The transcript has a single exon. Lineage: Eukaryota; Euglenozoa; Kinetoplastea; Trypanosomatida; Trypanosomatidae. The annotation marks the transcript as partial.
GUGCCACUGCGUGAGGUUCCACUGGAUGAUGAUUCGAAGUUCCUUGCGAUGGAGCUGGAGCGCAAGCGGCUGAUGGACGAGGACCCACGCAAGAAUGCGCAGAAGAUUGCUGAUUUAGAGAAGGAUAUGAACGACCGCGCCCACGAGUUGGCACGCGAGAAGAAACUGGCUGACCGUGCGUUCCUUGACCAGAACCCUGAGGGUGUGCCACUGCGUGAGCUGCCGCUGGAUGAGGAUCCGCAGUUUGUUGCGAUGGAGCAGGAGCGUAAGCAGCUGAUGGACGAGGACCCACGCAAGAAUGCCCGGAAGAUUGCUGACUUAGAGAAGAAAAUGAACGACUGCGCCCACGAGUUGGCACGCGCGAAGAAACUGGCUGACCGUGCGUUCCUUGACCAGAACCCUGAGGGUGUGCCACUGCGUGAGCUGCCGCUGGAUGAUGAUUCAAAGUUUCUUGCGAUGGAGGAGGAGCGCAAGCGGCUGAUGGACGAGGACCCACGCAAGAAUGCCCAGAAGAUUGCUGAUUUGGAGGAGGAAAUGAACGACCGCGCCCACGAGUUGGCACGCGAGAAGAAACUGGCUGACCGUGCGUUCCUUGACCAGAACCCUGAGGGUGUGCCACUGCGUGAGCUGCCGCUGGAUGAGGAUCCGGAGUUUCUUGAGAUGGAGCAGGAGCGCAAGCGGCUGAUGGACGAGGACCCACGCAAGAAUGCGCAGAAGAUUGCUGAUUUGGAGAAGGAAAUGAACGACCGCGCCCACGAGUUGGCACGCGAGAAGAAGCUGGCUGACCGUGCGUUCCUUGACCAGAACCCUGAGGGUGUGCCACUGCGUGAGCUGCCGCUGGAUGAUGAUUCGAAGUUCCUUGCGAUGGAGGAGGAGCGCAAGCGGCUGAUGGACGAGGACCCACGCAAGAAUGCGCAGAAGAUACGCAGCUUGGAGAAGGAAAUGAACGACCGCGCCCACGAGUUGGCACGCGAGAAGAAAUUGGCUGACCGUGCGUUCCUUGACCAGAACCCUGAGGGUGUGCCACUGCGUGAGCUGCCGCUGGAUGAUGAUUCAAAGUUUCUUGCGAUGGAGCAGGAGCGUAAGCGGCUGAUGGACGAGGACCCACGCAAGAAUGCGCAGAAGAUUGUUGAU